AGGUCUCCUUAACCAAAGCAGAGAAAGAUCUGAGCUUCAUGAUCCAGACUUGUUUUGUUUCUACUUCCUCCAAUUCUGAUAUGCUAAGUGAAUAUACAAUCAUAGAGAACAUCUGUCCUAAAGAUGAUUCUGUCAAAUUCUACAAUGUAAAGAAACUAAACUACCCAAAGUCCCAAGAGCAAACAGAAAAGAAACGGUUCAGCUUCAUGUUUAAGUCUAUGUUUAACACUUCUCUGCUCUUCCUGCAUUGUGAAUUGACCUUAUGCACAAAUAAAGAUGGAGAGAUGGAUAACCUACCCAAGUGCAUUCCUCCUGAUGAAGCCUGUACAUCGCUUGACAGCAGCAUGAUACUAGUAAUGAUGAAUAAUAAGAAGUCAUUCACAAAGCCGUUAGCAGUCAUCACAAUGGAGAAAACUUCAGAUACUCCAAGCAAUCCAAACCGUCCAAGUUUACCUCAACCGGUUUUCUAUGGGCUGGACACCCCAACGGUUGUCGGAAUAGCCUUUGCAGCAUUUAUAAUUGGUGCCUUAUUAACAGGAGCCUUGUGGUACAUCUAUUCUCACACAGGU
This is a messenger RNA of Staurois parvus, 569 nucleotides long. The record is from the annotation of a GenBank genome assembly. NCBI's taxonomy places the organism in Eukaryota, Metazoa, Chordata, Amphibia, Anura, Ranidae.